Molecule: messenger RNA, 399 nt
Organism: Pyricularia oryzae 70-15
Lineage: Eukaryota; Fungi; Ascomycota; Sordariomycetes; Magnaporthales; Pyriculariaceae
Exons: 1
Coding region: 1-399 (132 amino acids)
Source: RefSeq, a predicted model, not a curated record
AUGCACGCUUUCAAAUUCGUUCAAAUUUGGGCCCUGCUUGCCAUCGGCGCCGCAGCCAUUCCAACCCCUAUCAAUCUCCCUGCGGCUCUGACUAGCCAGUUGGAGCCCCGCGCCGAAGGAGGCGCUUCUGCCGGCGACGCCAACAAUAUCCAACCUCAAUCGCAGGAGAAGUCGCCUUUCAUAUGCGUCUGGUGCGGCAAGGACAAGGGUGGAUCUUCUGCUUUGAUAGGGCACGAAAUACACAAUCAUCAAGACGAUGAGAUGGUAGCAUGGACGGGAAGAGACCGUCGACUCAACAAAUACGAGACAGACAAGGAAGGAUACAGAUAUUUCAAAAAGUACCCCGGUGUAAGACUUCCUAACCGCACGUGGAAAGGCAAAGGGAAGAGGCCAGAAUAG